UUACGAUCAAAGCUAUAAGAUAUAAGGUAUAUCUUUAACCGUGGAGUUUAGUUUUAGUAGCAUAAAUAAAAGUAUCACAGAAUAGAUGUUGUAGUUUACUGUUUACGGUCUAUCGCAUAGAGCAGAAUAACAUAUAAAACAAAGCUAUAGCUUUUAAUAAAAGCCUAAUUACUUCAAUAUUAUUAGGUAUGUAAUAUUGUACUGUAAAACAUUCUUAGUGAAGUGUUGAAGUGUGUUGUACAUAAUUGGGUCCGCCGAUAACUGCAUUGUUUCCAGUCCUGUACUCCUAUGUAUCCAUGUCCCAGACUAUCCAAGUCCGUGGAUCACGAUUUAAUAUAAUAUCUAAAACUAUCUUAAAUCGUGCCGUGGAUAUUAUCUGUGGUUAUCGUUUAUACUAGUUUAUAGCAUUUGUUAUUAGCCAUCAGUGUCCAGACCCUGUUAGUAGUUAAUAUUCUCUUCACUAAUACUAUUACUUGGUAGUAGGUAUAUAGCUUAAUAUAGUAUUUGCUAUAAUAUUAUAGCAUUAUAUAGUUUUAAUUUGCCAUCGAAAAGAGAAAAUUACUUACGAUUUUCUUUUGCCGUGCAAAUAAAUGAAGUUUUUUUUUACAGUCUUAUUAUUUAUUAAUACAGUCGAUUUUUAUUUUCAUUAGGAAUGGCAGCAUUUGAAGAAAUGGGUGUUUUACCAGAAAUCAGUAAAGCUAUUGAAGAAAUGGACUGGUUGUUACCAACAGAUGUUCAAGCAGAAGCAAUACCUUUAAUACUUGGUGGUGGUGACGUUUUAAUGGCUGCGGAAACAGGAAGUGGAAAAACGGGAGCAUUUUGUUUGCCAGUAAUUCAGAUUGUCUGGGAAACAAUUAAGCAGGCCAACUUGGAUAAAAAAAGUAGCAUUUCAAAUGUUUCAAUUAAAACUUCUAGCGUAUCUGAUCCUUGGGCUUUAAGUUUGUGGGAUCGUUCAUCUGCUAUAGCUGUGACACCUGAUGGAAAAAAAUGUCAAUCAAGAGAACCAAAAGAUUGGCAUGGAUGUAGAGCUACAAAAGGUCUAAAAAAUUCUGGAAAAUAUUAUUUUGAAGCAACCGCCACAGAUGAAGGUUUGUGUCGUGUUGGUUGGUCUACAUCUAAUGCUUCAUUAGAUUUAGGAACCGAUAAACUUGGAUUUGGUUAUGGUGCAACAGGAAAAAAGUCAAAUAAUAAACAAUUUGAUUCUUAUGGUGAUAGUUUUGGAUUAUCUGAUACUAUUGGUUGUUGGUUAGAUUUAGAUAACAGCGUUAUUGGGUUCAGCAAAAAUGGUACAUAUCUUGGUGAUGCAUUCAAAAUACCACCAAAUUUAAAAACUUCUGCAUUUUAUCCAGCUGUAGUUUUGAAAAAUGGUGAAAUGUCAUUUAAUUUUGGAGACUCACCAUUCAAACAUUGUGUUCCUAAAGAAUUUGUUGCUGUAUGUACGGCAUCUACUAAUCUCAUUGAAAUCACUCAUAUUAAAGCUUCAAAAAUAGAUUCAAAUACAAAAAAAACAAAUAAUGCACCAUAUGCAAUAAUCAUUGAACCUUCUAGAGAAUUGGCAGAACAAACUUUUAAUGAGAUUAAAAAAUUUAAAACGUAUUUAAAAGAACCUCAAGUUAUGGAUAUGCUAGUAGUUGGUGGUUAUAGUGUUAAAGAUCAAAUUGCUGCUAUAUCUUCGGGGGUUGAUAUUAUAGUUGCUACACCAGGCCGCUUAGAAGAUCUUAUAUCUGGGGGCCAUGUAUCUUUAUCUCAGUGUAGAUUCUAUGUAUUGGAUGAAGCUGAUGGUUUAUUGAAACAAAAUUAUACUAAAUUCAUAUACAAUUUACACAGACAAAUGCCAAAAGUUUCAAAUGAUGGUAAAAGGUUACAAAUGAUUGUUUGCUCUGCAACACUUCACAAUUUUGAAGUAAAAAAAUUGGCAACAUCUCUCAUGAACUUUCCAACUUGGGUGGAUCUUAAAGGUGAAGAUGUUGUUCCAGAGACUGUACAUCAUGUAGUAAUUCCUGUGGAUUCUCAAAAAGACAAAUCAUGGACUUCUUUGAAAAAUCCCAUUCCCACUGAUGGUGUACAUAAUAGAGAUAAUAUAACAGCAUUGAACACACCAGAAGCUUUGUCACAAGGAAUUAAAAUAUUAAAAGGUGAAUAUUGUGUUAGAGCCAUUAAUAAACAUAAAAUGGAUAAAGCUAUUAUAUUUUGCCGCACUAAAGUUGAUUGUGACAAUUUAGAACAAUAUUUUAAACAGCUUGGUUCUUUGUAUUCUUGUUGUACACUUCAUGGUUCACGAAAUGUCAACGACCGUAGAAUGAAUUUAGAAAAGUUUAAAAAUGGUACUAUUAAGUUUUUAAUUUGUACUGAUGUGGCUGCCCGUGGUAUCGAUGUCAAUGGUUUACCAUUUAUGAUUAAUAUGACUUUAUCUGAUGAUAAAACUAAUUAUGUACACAGAAUUGGCCGGGUGGGUCGAGCCGAACAAAUGGGUUUAGCUAUUUCAUUUGUUGCAUCUGUUCCAGAAAAAGUUUGGUAUCAUGGUCAAUGGUGUUCUUCAGGUGGGAAAUCAUGUUCAAAUACUAAAUUAACAACUAAUGGAGGCUGUUGUAUAUGGUAUAAUGAGCCUCAAUAUUUGGCUGAUAUUGAAGAUCACUUGAAUAUCACUAUACAACAAGUUGGAUCAGAUAUAGAUAUUCCUAUGAAUGAAUUUGAUGGAAAAGUAGUGUAUGGUCAAAAAAAGGAGAAGAUUGGCCCUACUUCUAAAAAUCACUAUGAUCAGCUGUUAUGUACAUUAAAUGAACUUACAAAAUUAGAAACUAAAGCACAAUACAUGUAUUUGGACAUGCUAAAUAAUUAACUAUAACAUUUUAUACAGCAUAAGUAUUCUUAAGGAAAAAAUAUUAAAAAUAAUAUUUAAGAAUAAAAAAAAGUUUUUGAUUCACUACUAAAUCUUUGACUUAUUUUAUUUGCUAUUUGUAUACACAACAGUAUUACUAUGUGUAAAAAUAAUAAAAUCAAUUAAAAGCCAUCAUCGCGUUUCAUGCCAGUUCCAACAGGUCCAUGACGUCUUUCCCACAACAUACGAUUCAGUUGUUUAGCAUAACACCUCUCCGCAGUAACAGCUACACCCAAAUCACCAUCUGAAAAAUAAAUUCCAUAUUUAAUUUGUUUUCUUUAAAUAAUAUCUAUUUAAUCUAAUUUAUAAUAUUUACUAACAUUUGAUUGUGAAAUUUUCUUCUGCUUUUUCAUAUAUGUCAUACAAAGGUUUACAUUUCCUCAUACCAUCUGGUCCUUCAUAAAUACGACAAUCUUCAUACCGUUGUCUUAAGAUUGAUAGAAUAUUGCUGUCUACAAGUCUAU
Molecule: messenger RNA, 3342 nt
Organism: Cinara cedri
Lineage: Eukaryota; Metazoa; Arthropoda; Insecta; Hemiptera; Aphididae
Source: the annotation of a GenBank genome assembly